UUCCUCUUUUCAUUCUCCUUCUUGGGGUGUGGUUGCAUUUAAUACGAAUUUAGCUGAGUGUUGAGUUGAGAGAUAAAUGGAAAUACGAUUACGUGUGCUCUAAGCGAAGACCCAAAGCCUUUUUUCCUUUUCUCUUUGUUUUUUGUCCUCCUAUUUCUCACACUCCUCAGCUUCUUCUAAAUUGGAAGAAGAAUUUCUUAUACAGGGAGAAACAGGAAUCUGGGUCUGUUUUGUUCUGUUUCUUUGAUCGAAAAAGAAAGAAAAACUUAAGUCUUUUUUUGGCGUUUGGUUUGAGUUUUUGGUUAAGUGUAGAUGAUGAUGAUGAUGCGUAAAAGGGCUGUUUGAGGUAAAUGGGUAGUUGGGGUUUUGGAUUUUGAGCUGUGAAUCAGUUACAGAGUUGUUACCCAAAAGAAAAAAAAAAAAGGGAAAGGGAAAUGAGGAAAUCGUUUAAGGAUUCUCUCAAGGCUCUUGAAGCUGAUAUUCAGUUCGCCAAUACCCUGGCUUCUGAUUAUCCAAGAGAAUAUGAUGGUACCUGCCUUCAGAUGAGAUUAUCGUACAGUCCGGCUGCUCAUCUCUUUCUUUUUCUUGUUCAGUGGACUGAUUGCUAUCUUGCUGGUGCCUUGGGAUUGCUCAGAAUUCUUAUCUACAAGGCAUAUGCUGAUGGGAAAACCACCAUGUCAAUUCAUGAAAGGAAAGCUAGCAUAAGGGAAUUCUACGGGGUGAUCUUUCCCUCAUUACUGCAACUUCAAAGAGGAAUCACCGACGUGGAUGACAGGAAACAGAAGGAAAUUUGUGCUGCAAAGUAUAAGAAAAGGGAUGAAAUGAAUAAAGGAAAGCUCUCUGAAAUCGAUUUAGAGAGAGAAGAAGAAUGUGGGAUUUGCAUGGAGAUGCACAGCAAGAUCGUGUUGCCUGACUGCAACCAUUCAAUGUGUAUGAAAUGCUACCGGACUUGGCACGCAAAGUCCCAGUCAUGCCCCUUCUGUAGGGACAGCCUCAAAAGGGUUGAUUCGGGUGAUCUUUGGAUAUAUACCAGCAGCAAUGACAUUGUCGAUUUGUCCUCGAUACUGAGGGAGAAUAUGAAGCGACUCUUCAUGUAUAUUGAGAAGUUACCGCUCAUCGUUCCGGAUCCGAAGAUUGUUUCUUACGAUCCAAGACUCCGAUGAUUCAAUUUAUUAUUCGGGUUGGAUUUUAGAAGUGUAUAUAACAGUACGGUUCCAUUGUAUAUAAUUCAUGUUCUCUUCAUUUCAUUGUAGUAAAAAUUUCAGAAGAUGUAGAUAAAUAUUCUUUGUUAUUAAGGUAUGUUUUCCACAUUGAAAAGUUCU
This is a messenger RNA of Theobroma cacao (cacao), 1322 nucleotides long. RefSeq names its product RING/U-box superfamily protein (gene AIRP2). NCBI's taxonomy places the organism in Eukaryota, Viridiplantae, Streptophyta, Magnoliopsida, Malvales, Malvaceae. Gene Ontology annotation, molecular function: ubiquitin protein ligase activity. Gene Ontology annotation, biological process: protein ubiquitination. Gene Ontology annotation, cellular component: cytosol. The record is from RefSeq and is a predicted model, not a curated record.